AUGGGCGAUCGACUCUCUGAUUCAAGUUUUGAUGGCAAGAAAGAAGAAGCCACAGUUGCCAUGAAGAUGGACGCCAAAACUCUGAAUCAGCUUUCCUCGUCGGGAAAAGCAGCGCAGCAGAAUCGGGGUUUAAAAGCUACUAUGAAUCUCCAAUAUGCGAUAGAGGACUUUGAAAAAAAAGGAGCAGGGCGAGAAGGCCAAGGAGAAAGAGACGGGCUAGAACGGGUGAUGAGUUUGAAAAAAUAUCUGUACCGAGGUUAUUGA
Molecule: messenger RNA, 264 nt
Organism: Penicillium digitatum Pd1
Lineage: Eukaryota; Fungi; Ascomycota; Eurotiomycetes; Eurotiales; Aspergillaceae
Source: RefSeq, a predicted model, not a curated record